Molecule: messenger RNA, 15677 nt
Organism: Mya arenaria
Lineage: Eukaryota; Metazoa; Mollusca; Bivalvia; Myida; Myidae
Product: helicase with zinc finger domain 2-like
Exons: 38
Coding region: 72-11732 (3886 amino acids)
Biological process (GO): miRNA processing; regulatory ncRNA-mediated post-transcriptional gene silencing
Cellular component (GO): P granule; cytosol
Molecular function (GO): miRNA binding; helicase activity; RNA nuclease activity
Source: RefSeq, a predicted model, not a curated record
GAAAGAACAGAACAACAAUGUAUUUUUCAUGAAAAAUGCUUAAAUUAAGAAAGGUUAGCAACGGAUGAACCAUGGAUCAACCUUGGGACAAUACGUUCGUCAAGGAUGUACCUCCAGAUUUCGAUGUCAUCCGGAAACGGGAGGAUCGCAAGGAGAGAAUUAAACCUUUUUGGGAUCUUCUUGUAAAUGACAAAGAACCUAAAGUAGGCAAGGAUGCAUUCAUUAACCUUAUGCAUGACUUAAAAGAGGAGGGCAAUGCACUGUUCAAGGAAGGUCAUUAUGACAUUGCGUGGAUGCACUACCGUAAUGCUAUCUUUGUGGUGCGAAUCCUGGAGAAUCGAUUUUACUAUACAGUUGACAGGGAGUUCACUUCGUCCCUUUUCUCGAACAGAGCCUUCUGUUGUCUAAAGAAGAAUAUGUUUAAGGAAGCUAUACAAGACUGUGACUCCGCUAUUAAAGGAUCUCCUAAGAACAUCAAGGCAUAUUAUAGACAGGCUCAGGCUUUUAAACAACUUAAGGAAUACCAGAAAGCGUACAAGGCCGCCUGCAAGGGACAGGAAAUGCAGCCAAUCACUGCCCUUAAAGACCUGAUAGAAGAGCUAGAACCAUUUGUGUCAUCUUCCAUCAGAAAACCAAAGACCUUGGCAUCUGCAGAGGCCUCCGUAAAAACAGCCCAAAACGUGGCCCCUGAUUGUCCAAAACCAGAUGAUGAUUGGCUUACGGGAACUAACGUGACUGUCACUCAAAAGCACUUGGAGUCAAAGGGGAAAAUGACAAAAAAGAGUAAAAAGAAGAACAAGAGUGGCACUCCUAGCCAGACAAAGACAAUGAUUCAGAAACAGCAGGAGACGGAAUCGGAGAGCGAUGAAUCGAGCGGCAGUCCCGGACCUGAGGAUGAUACAGAGUUUGCUAACAUGCUAACAGGUGUGAAGUCAGGCUCAGCUAUUCUUAACGGAGGACGAGGCAGGCUAGAGGGUGGCCUGAAGAUUAACAUGCCAACUGCUGAAGAAGAGGCUGAGCCCUGGAGCUUCCCACAUGACGCUGAGGAGGAAAUAGUUCCUGGCAAUACUGGGGCGGCUGGUGGAGGUAUGGGAUUGGACACCUUUUCUCCGACGAUUCACGAUACUCAUUCAGUUGGAUCAGAGAGUGCCAGUGCAGGAACAAGCAACCCGUCCUCUGGCCGAAGUUCUAGAGCAUCGCAGAGCCCCGCGAAGACCCUUGCCAUAGCAACCAGCCACCCAGCGCCAUCUUUGAGCCCUCCAUCUGCUCCACAAAUCGACUUCCCGCUUCUGAACGAUUACGAUUUCAUGCUUGUCUGCAAGCAGUGUUUCCUUAAGAUUGGUGAAGGUGUGAAAGGAUUCCGCUAUGUUAGCGUGAAUCAUAAUUGUGCGCGGGAUACAAUGAUCGUAAAGAGACGGGACCUUCCUGGCAUGCAUUGGAUUAAGAUUCGACCACGUCCUGAUGCGAAGGGUCAUAUUGGGAAGUACAAGGUCUGCAAGGAAUUUAACAACAACAAGCCAUGUAAAGUGUCCGAAGAGAAAUGUACCUUUCCCCACACCCAGGCUGAGCUACAGGUCUGGAGUCUGGACAGGGAGGGGCGGUUCUGUGUCAACACGUUUUUGGAACAGUGCAGGGCUAACAAGAUCUUCAACAACAUAAGCUUAUCAGCCCACAGAUCUAAGCAGCAAUACAUACCAGGCCUGAACUAUGUGGGUAACAAAAACAGAAAGCCUACCCUGGAGAUUACGGCGGGAGAGCCUAUUGGAGCCCCUGGCGGGAGAAAGGCACCCACCAUGCCUGCCCUGCCCCCACCUGCUACUCAGCCCGUACCCCAACCUCCAACACAGCAGCAGCCAGUACACAGGUACUCAGCACCAACUAUUCAGCCAGUUGGUCAUCAAGUCAGCCAGUUUAGUUUGCCGCAUUCACAGCAACAGAAUCCUCUAAAUAGUGUUGCAGCUCCCUACUCCCAGCAAUCUCCGUUCAGCCCUACUCGUGUAACUGACUGGGCGAGAGAGGCGCCGGCCAUAAUCGAAGAAUCUGUCCCAGAGUAUCAGACAACGGGUCAGGAGAUCGUGAAAAGACAAGAUAAUCCACUGGCUGACUCCCAUAGCGCUACAACAGCUUGCCAGUUUUGCUUUAAGCCUACAAUGUAUCCUGGGAUAUACGACUAUUAUGAUACGUUGACGCACAAGUGCGAAGAGACAAUGUUAGCGAUGCGAUCGAGGGACGGGAAAGGUCCUUGGGUUCGAGUGAGGGAGAGGAAAAAUCAUCGUGAAUUUCCCGGGAAUUAUGUACUAUGUAAUUGUAUCAAAUAUAAGAAUCCGGCUUUCUGCAAGUAUGGGGAGGAAUUGUGUAGCUUUGCACAUAAUGAUGUCGAGAAGUUUCUUUGGAAGCUUGAAAAAGAUGGAAGGUUUGAUAUCACUGAGUACAUGAUACAGAUUAAGAAACAUAAGGAUGGCAAUGGAUUUAAUUUGCAGGAGUUUUUGGCAAAGCAUGGUGGGUAUUUUGAGUUCAUCUGCAGAGGCUGUUACUACGGUACACCACCUAAGAUUUCAAUGGUCUCCAAGGAUCGGACAAGAUGCGCAGGCAUUCAGCCACAUCUAUGGAAGGACUUUAAAAUUCUUGCCUUCUUUGGCCCAAGCUCUGUCAUCGCAAUUAAUCCAAGGGGCUUUACGCAUAAAUCAGCCUUCUUCAAAAUCUGUAAAUACCUGAUCUACUGUUCGCGUAUUGUGAAUGCUAGCUGCAAGUUUGCCCAUAGUGUGGUAGAAAGAGAUUUAUGGAUGGUCGAACGCGACACCAAUAUAACAAGGGAGGAGAUUGUCCGUCAGUCCAAGGAGGCGUCGUUCCAGACUGGGGCCCCGAGUUUAAUGCCUGCCCAGCCAGCCAAGGCCACACCCACUUCUGUAAUGGCGUCUUCUGGAGCUGUUGUAGUGGCCAGUCAGUCACCUACUCAUAUUGCGGAUGCUUUUUUCAAGACCGGUGACGUGGCCCAAUGUCCAACAGUAACGGAGGUGUGCGAGACUUGCUGGAAACGUGGACAGAAAACACUACAGACCCCUGGGAAGGACCGCUGUCAAAAGAACCAUGCAAAUUGGAGCUGUAAUGUGGUGUACCUGCUCAGUCCAUCCUUGAAAGAGUUACGGCCCCUGCCAAAGAAAAUUCCGAAGGGGCUGAACUUCCUGAUUUGCAAGUACAUCCAGGAGGGGAAGAAGUGUGGUUACACAGGGACUGGGCCGUGCCAGUACGCUCACUGUAAUGAUGAGUUGGAGGCUUGGAAGUACAUGUGCAUCAACGGCUUGAAGGCAGCUGCUGAACUCUCAGAAGCCAGCAAAGCUGCCCAGAAGGCAAGAGCUGAGGCUUCCAAGCCGAAAAUUAGCGGUCAGUCAGUAGUCACUGCAACACAAGCAACUGGUCCCGUGCGCCCAGCCAUGCCUGUUCCAAACAAGAACACGUUCUACUGUAACUAUUGCGGGGUGUUCUGCAAUAGUCAGAAACAAUGGGACGAACAUUGCGUAUCGGACAAGCAUAAUUUUAAUGUCAACUCUGACAAGGAGCAUCACUGGAACUAUAGGCAGCCACCUUGGACCCCGGGGAAAUACUAUGAGCUAUGCCAUCAACACAUGUCGGGAGAGAAAUGUCACUAUUCGCAUGUCCCAGACAUGUACAACCUGUGUCAGUACGCCCAUAGUCAAGAUGAACUGGACGAGUGGCAGGAGAGAUACCAGUGGCGGCAGAUGAAACGUGACAUUGCUCGGCAGGAGAAAGUGUUCUCAUACAUGGACGAACUACUCGAGAAAUACGAGAAUUCAACGGAGCCAAUCAAAAUUAUCAGUGAGGAGCUGGAUGGGGUGGAGGUCGUAUGUCACAGUGACCUUCACAUUUACAAGGAGGAGAAAGAGACAUUAUACACAUGGACAUUCCUUUUGUCCACACUGAGACCCCUUGAGAAGGUUUCAUUGCUGUACACAAGAGACCGACUGCAUUUCUCAUUGGUAGUCGGCUCUGAGCGAGGCGUUCAAAUCUCCCAAGGCGAGAUAUUCUGUAAUAAUCGAGACAACGACGGAAAGCUCCAGUAUAAGAUCCCGCUUAAAUUCACUGGCGGAAUGUUUGGUUCAUUCGAGCAAUGGAUUGUGUUUGAUUUCGGCUCUGAGCCGGUUCUGUGUCGUAAGAUCAGCGUGGAAAUCGGUGACCAAUCGGCGCAUGAAAAGGUUCGUAAUUUAAGGGAACAGCUUCAUUUUGAUCGCUGGACAAGUCAGAAUCGACAGAUUGUGAAACAUGAGCAACUACAAGAAGGUGAAGAAAAGCUCAUGGCUAAAUACAAGGAGCCGUCGUCGGCUACAGCAGUAGUUACAGGGACCACGGUGGUUCGGGAACUAAAUCGACACAACUAUAAUGGGAAGAUGCAUAAAUUGUUGGAGCUGGAGGAGAUGACGAGACAUCAAGUAAUUUCAAGCUACAACUUGUGUGUAAACAUCGAAUGUCUCCAGUCUAUCCAAGAGAACACGUACCUGUAUGCCUUGCCAGGAGAGCUGUUUGCCAAAGUUCCUCUGCAAGAAAGCCUGACCGAGGACACUGAUGCAGGCAGAUUGAUCUUGACCAGUGUCCGGAAAGUUCUGCUGGCCCCUCAGGAUUCUAACUCACAGAUAGUGUAUGAGGCAGUUAUAGUCAAGGAAGAAAACUUCAACUUCUUUGGUGGUCGUGACUUCAUCUACCUCUGCCUUUCCCCACCCUGCGUACAGCAGCUGAAGCUUAAGCCAGGUUCUCAGCUGGAUGUGGAGAUUCAGUUUCAGAUGGAUCGACUCUUCUUCUGCCGCAUGCAUUUUGCUGUUGAUCAUUUGGAGAGUGAGGGAAUCGUGUUCCCUGAUGUACCGAAGAUAAACCCACUGAGGAACGAGAAACACAACCUAAAAGUCAGUUCAUCUGUACUAAACCCAGACCAGAUGGCAGCAGUAAGACAUAUUGUAGCCGAGCGCACAGGUUACACACCACCAUUUGUUCUGUUUGGGCCUUUUGGAACCGGAAAGACGGAAACCAUCGCACAGGCCACUAUGGUGUUACUGAAGGAAACCCAAAACACCAAGAUUCUCAUCUGCGCUCAGUCUAACAGUGCUGCAGACUUGUACAUCGUCAAACAUUUAGACGGUUUACUGAAGAAGUCUGGCAACUCAUCACAGCUGUGUCGUUUAUACCAGCGUGAACGCCGAGUAUUCACCAUUCAGGCCGAGGUGAAGAAAUAUUGUCUUCUUUCCCCAGGCCAUGACUCUAUAAAGAUGCCAACUAAAAAGGACAUUGAAAGAUUCCGGAUUGUGAUCGUGACGGUUACAUCGUCACUUGAACUUGCAAACCUGGGCUUACAGGGAAUGUUCACCCAUAUCUUCAUAGACGAGGCCGCCCAGACUCUAGAAUGUGAGAGUCUUAUGCCGCUCACUCUCGCCACAGAGCGUACAUGUAUUGUACUAGCCGGAGACCAUCAGCAGAUCAGCCCCAAGGUGUACAGUGAGGAAGCAAGGAACCAGAAAUUUCACCAGUCCCUUUUAGAGCGCCUAUACAACUACUAUGACUCCCACUCAAACCUUAUAAAUGUGGAGACACCUCUAAACAUCCUCCUUAGCAUCAACUACCGCUCCAAGAUGGAGAUCCUCCGAUUUAUUUCGGCCGUCUUCUAUGGGGGUCCAGAUGUCUUAAAGUCGGAGGCCAAUGUUCCCUCAGUGUUGUCUGUCACGCCGUUGUUGUUUUAUGCAGUUCAGGGUAAAGAGAAACAAAGCGAGUCAGGUGUGUCAUAUUACAAUAUGUCAGAGGUGCAAGAGGUCGUGGAAAGAGUGGAUGAGCUUUACCAAAAAUGGCCCGAAGAGUGGGGCCCACCCACUGCCCGAGAGAUUGGCGUGGUUACACCCUACUAUGAUCAGGUUUCCCUGAUUCGUAAGAAGCUACGAGAGAGAAACCCGGCCCUGAAGCAGGUGGUGGUUGAAAGGGUGCAGGGCGUACAAGGCAAGGAGUUUCGAGCCAUGUUCAUCACAACAGUAAGGACCCGCUACUUGAUUGAUGAGCCUCAUAUACAUAGUGACGUCCUCUCAGACAAAGCAAAGGAGGACUUUGGUUUUCUCUCUGACUCUAAACUCCUGAAUACUGCGUUAACUCGAGCCCAGUCAGUUGUUGUUGUAGUUGGCGACCCUGUCGCUCUGUGUGCUAUUGGGGAAUGCAGUAAAGUCUGGCAGAUAUACUUGAAGCACUGUCAAAACAUGGGCAGUCUGUUUCCCCAGAACCACAGUCUUGAGUCGAUCAAGCAGCAGGUACAGAGUCUUCAACAUUCACCAGCACGAGAGAGGCUUCUCCACAUGGCAAAUGAAAGGAUGAGACCACAGAGUCAGAUACAACCCAAGCCACAAGUAACUGUGGCGUCAGUUUGGAAUCAAAAUCAGUCAAAGUCCAGCACAACGUCAGCCUUUGACUCGACGUUUUCGUUUGGGCAGGGAAAGUCAACACUAGAGAAUGUAGAUGGAAUCGAUGAUUUUCCAUAUCAGACCAACAAUGAUGUGCCGCUUCCCCCAUACGAUCCCAGCGUGGAUCCGUUUGGCUCGAGUUUCCCACAGUUUCACGACACACUGCCUAAUGUUAAUGCUCUAGCCGGGAUAGGUAACACUCUGCAGCCAGGUCAGUCAAAUCCUAGUUUAAAUGCUGGACCUACCUUUACUGGUUCCCAAGGGAUCACCGUUGGGCUGAGCUCAUUAAGCAUAUCGGGAACCAGUGUGCCACAGCCAAUUAAAAGCCCCCUGGUACCCUUAAAUCCCUUCAGAGGCACUUUUAAGGGGCCAGCACCUUUAAACACCUUACAUCCUAGGAAGAUGGAGAGUUUUUUUGAUGUCGGUGAAGAUUUUACGAUUGAUUCUGAUGAUGUUAUAGUACAGAUUAAUACAUUUGGAGGUAAGCAAAAUGGAAUGUUGGGGCAAUUGAGUAAGACUGUCACCGUUAGAGAGGAAAAUGGGUAUGCAGUAACAAGUAACUGCGAUAAACUUCACCUUGAUGGACAAGAUGUUUUCCAAAUGUAUUCUGAAGACCAGCUUAGGCAUAUGCUUACUGACAAGUCUAGGUAUGUCAAAUGCAUUUUGAAUGCAAAAGAUGGUAAUUAUUAUGGCCAGGUCAAGGGAAAUGAAAUAAGAGUUAAGAUUCCGAGUUUAUCUAUGUGUGGCCAGGCAAUGAAUGGGGAUGAAGUUGUGAUAGAAAUGGUAAAGGAGAUGAACCAGAUGUUAGGAAGGGUUGUAGGUGUCCUUAAGAGAGGUACUGAUCUAAGAGACAAAGUCAUUGUAUGUCGAAUGGGAGAAAAUAGCGGAGUUAUGGUACCAAUAGAAGAAGGGCUGUCCCCAAUGUUUAAUGUCAUAUCUCAAGGAAAUUUGAAAAAUAGCUCUGAAGGUAAUGUCUGUGUGUAUAAAAUGACUAAGGCCAAGCAAGUUAGAUUCAGCCAUUUUGAAAAGGUAUCGCCAGUUGAUGUAAACGAAAAGUUGUUUGCGGUCCGAUUCCUGAAGUAUGAUAGUAAGGUCUACCUGCCGCUGUGUAUUGUUUUAGGGAUGAUAUCUGCUCAGCCUGAUGUAGUUGCCAGUGAAUAUGUAUUGGAUCUGGAGUACCACAUGAGGAAGUCGUACAAUCAAAGAGUGAAUCAGGAAACGGAGACGGAUUUUCCAGAUGGUAGGUCAAUUCCUGCAGAUCUUUUAAAUGGAAGACAUGUUGAUAUGCGAGAUAUGUGGUGUUUCUCUAUAGAUCCUGAUGGGACCGGAAAUUAUAACCAAGCUUUCAGUAUCGAUGAGGACGGGACAGGGUCGUACAGAGUUGGCGUUCAUAUUACGGAUGUUGCCAGUGUGGUGAGAAAGGAUAGCGGAGUCGAUAUGGAAAGUCGUAAAAGAGGGAUUUCAGUUUACCCUGUACAAGGUCAAGCCAUUCAAAUGUUACCAAACAGGCUUGCUACACAGCUGUGUAGUCUGAAAGAAAAUGAAGACCGAUUAGCCAUUUCAGUGUUAAUGACAGUUCAUUCAACAGGGGAGCUAACCCAGAUAAAUGUUCAGAAGUCAGUCGUGAACUGCAAGAAAAACUUCACAUACAAGGAAGCGGAAGAAAUUAUUCAUGAUCCGCAUGCACAUGAGGAUUACCUGAAGAGUUGUGUAUUUGUCCUAUUUGAAAUCUCCAACCUAUGGAGAAGAGAUAGGCUCGGGAAUGCAGCCCUUUGCCUUGACAAGUCAGAUAUCACCGCUUCCUCCCUAAGUCAUCAGUUGGUUGAAGAGAUGACAAUAAUGACAGAGCACCAUAUUGCAAAGAUACUGUGCAAGAAUUUCCCAGAAAUAACGCCAAUUUUAGUUCAAGCGGCUCCACCUAUGGCAGAGCUAGGCGUUUGGAAGACAGAGCAUGCAGCUGAUGCAGUUAAUUCCAUAGCGCUGACGAAGCCGUUUUUGAAUGAAGCGGUUCAGGAAACUUGCAAGUGUAGCCUUGCAUGUACACAUACAGUCAACUAUGUAAGGCAGUUUAAUAUCGCAAAGAGGGAACAGAUUGAUGUCAUUUCUAUUCUAUGGGACAGCUUGAAUGAGGCUGUGGGAAUCGGCGACCAUCUUACCAUGAUGAACAUUGUUGUUUCUGCAGAAAACCAUCCACAGAUAGCAGUUGCUUUAAAGAAACUGCACAGCAUUCAACAACCUUCUAGGUAUGUCUGCUACGCCGAUUUGUCGGAGAAAGCAGCUAUACAUUACAACAUCAAUAAGAAUCCGUACACUUCCAUCACAAGUCCGCUAAGCUGUUACAUGGGUAUAAUCACUCAAAGGCUUCUGUUGGCGUGCUUGGAUCAGAAGUUAGGUCCGUAUACAACAGAUGAGAUUAGGGCUGUCUGUGAUGAAAUCAAUAAGUCCAAAGUUAAUGCUGAGAAGUACGAACAAGAAUAUUUUGCCCUCCAGUUAUCAGCGGCUUUGCUCACGAGACCUUUAAUCCUCCAACCCUUAGUGAUGGAACUGAAUUUGCAAUACAUCAACAUCUGUUUCCCUACACUACAGUGCCUUGCCAAUAUUCAGAAAGUUGAUCUAGCAUUACUAGGGGUGUGUGAAGACCCAAAUGCCACUCCAGAGGGCCAUGUUCUAUUGAAAUGGCAGGAGAGAGUCUAUGAUUAUGGGAUUUUACAGCAUCAAGCACCUGCAGGAAAUAACAAUGGAGAGCUGAACGCAGAUCGUUUCAUAUACAAGAUCCCAGCCUACCACUGGCAGAGAUUGUUAAUUGCUGUUCGAGACCAGGAUGAAGGUCAGAGAAUUCAGAAGUUGAAUGCAGCCAUACAGAUCGUGGGUAAGCAGGUAUGCAAUCCUGCCAUGGGUGACAUGUAUAUCGAGGACGUAACUUCGGAGGUACAGAAACUUGGAACGAUAAAACAUUUCGCAGAAUUUACCAUGAGGCUUCAUGCGAGUCAAGUGUUACUGGUUCAGCUUUCAGCCAGGUUAGAAAAUGCUGUUCUUGCACCCUAUCUUCAGCUUCUUAGUCUGACCAACAGUUUGGACAUAUGUCUGCAGCAUCGUCAGAAUCCUGUGGAGAGUUUUGUUAGCAUGCCCUCAGUUAUGAAGUCAACAGUAACACCUCUUGGUGACGUACAGGCCUACAAAGAAACAUGGUCAGCGAUUACAGAGAUAGAAGCUUGUACCAAGGCUGUAGGAAGUAAUGACAGACUUCUUGUCAACAAUGUUAUCGUGGACUGGAAAAUACCGACCACUGCGUCAAACCACUUUUUAGCAGAACUUACUCUACCAGUCUCUUUCAUGAAAGCCCGUCAGAUUAAACUCUCUUCCACUCUUCUGCAGUCUCUUCUGUUUAAUCCAAAGAACAGUACAUACUGCAAUGCGUUCUUCUCAGAUUUCAUUUGUCUAAGGUAUGCCAACAUAACAGUGCCUGAUAAAACUGGUUUAUCCGAUUCUCUGGCCAAAAUUGUCAAUAACAGAUGUGCAGUCACAUGGGUUGGCCACUGUGUUGUGAUUGGUGUUACCCAUAGCAACGACAGAGUUACCUUCAAGUUGAAGUUGAUCCAGAGUGAUGUGCCUUUAUCCUUGCCGCUGAUACAAAGGAGACCGUGCAGUGUCGAGUUCAUCCUUCGAUCAGAUCAUGACAGGAUGGUGAUGUAUGGACUAAAGAAUCUUGAAAAUGCUUCACAACUAGCUACCGAUGUUGCCCUAAGGCAGACUCCAAGUGUGGCCACUCAAUACGCUGAUGUAGACCAGCUAAUGCAGUCAUCGAGACAAAUCCUUCAUGUUCCAAAUCAGCAGCAGGAAGAAGCCCUUAAGCACGCUCUCGCCCAGCCCCUGUGUGUGAUUCAGGGAUGCGUGGGCUCCGGGAAAUCCAUGAUGGCCGCCAAACUGGGCUACAUGUUUGCCCAAAGAAAUCAGGCUCUCCAGGCCGGGGGCAGGCUUCAAGUGCUGGUGUGUGCCCCUACCGAGGCUGGGGUUGAUUUGGUUAAUGGUUACUUCAUGUCUCUGAACAGCAGCUCUCCGCGUGUUGUGCGGGUUUACAGCCCCGAUGUGGAGAGGGUCCUCCAUCCCCCCCCAAGGGUUGUAUCCCGAUCUACAAGUACAUUUGCUGACCAGGAAAUCAGUCAAAUCAAGAACCACUACUCUUCCCUGUCUCUGUAUGAACUCAUUAGGGGAAGUAAUUCUCCCUACUGCAAAAGCCUUAAAGAGUAUGAAGGUCUGUUCUCACUGUACCCAGACGACAUUGCAGACGACCAAUUCGAGGAUUAUAUACAGCUUGUUUCCCGUGCAGAGUCUGCAGUACUGGCCGAGGCUGAGAUUAUACUGUGUACAUGCACAACUUCCGCUCAGCUGAAAAUCUCGUCCGUAGCUAAUGUACAACAGAUAAUUGUCGAUGACACAAACACUGGUACAGAACCAGAAGUACUGGUCCCCCUCUCGAUUUACGGGGACGUAAAGCAGGUCACUCUGAUAGGCGAUAUAAACCAGGCCGGUCCCACUGUUGUGAACGACGUGGCUAGACAAUUGGGACUGGGCCAGUCCAUAAUGAGAUCUUACCUGUCAACGGCUGUGUACCUAAACAUACAGUACAGAGUGCAUGAAGGUAUCGUAGACUUCCCGUCCCGCUUCUGUUACGACAAUCGCCUCCUGUGUGGGUCAAUCGCCCAGCGUCAACCGUCCGUGCUAAACUGGCCAGGGGGUCGUAAUAAGCCUGUGGCAUUCUGUCAACUAGAUGGACAGGAGCAAAACCUACCAAUGAAUGUUGUCGGUGCCCCUGCGGAACAAAAAUGUGUUAACUUGGAACAGGCUGACUUUGUGGUUCAGGUGGCAGUUUCCCUGGUGAGGACGUACAAUGUUGCCAUGACUAGUGUUGGUAUUGUUUGUCCAAGCCGCGCUCAGUGUAAGGUGGUGAAGGAUAAGUUAGCAGUGACCGGGUGUAACAUACCGUGCUUUACCCUGCAUGAAAUACAAGGUCUGGAGUUUGACUAUGUGCUGUUCAGUACCAUACACAGCCUGCCUGCUAUGAACAUAGAGCAGUUCCCAACACAGAAAUGGCUGAAUGAGAAGCUUGGGGUCCUUACUGACCAUGGACAGGUCAUUUCAACAUUGUCCAGGGCUAGGAAAGGGCUUGUCAUUGUUGGCAACGAGAAUUUGCUAAGAUGUGACAAGUUGUGGAAUCGACUCCUGACAGAAUACAGUCAUAGUAGCAGACUGGUUACCGCUGGUCAAUUUCUCAAGGCUAUGUCCAUGUAAUUAAGGGGCAUAACUGGGAUAUGAAAUAAGAACAAAAACGGAGUUAUCUUCUCAUAUAGGACUGAAUAUACAUUUUGGCAUGUUUCCGGAAAUUAUGAUCGUUAUGGUGUAUACGUUUGAGGCUAUAUAAUAUAUAUUGCUAUUUAAAGUUUGUCUGAUCUUAUUUGGUGAGGGAUUUAUUUCUGGAAAUAACAAUUGUAAUGGUGUUGACGUUUGAGGCUAUAUAAUAUAUAUUUCUAUGUUAUGUUUAUUUGUGCUUAUUUGGUGAGGGAUUUAUUAUAAAACAUAUGUAAUUUUAUUAUAUUUAUACCUUUGUUUAAAAUUUAAAUGUAACUUAGAUGUAAUGUUUUCUGAAUUCCAAACAAGAUGUAUAUUUGCAAUUUUAUAAUUAAUAACAUUGAUAAAAUAUGUGUACCCAUACUAAUUUGAUUUAGCUGCUCAUACAAACUGACUAGAUAUGUGUACCGGUACUAAUUUGAUUUAGCUGCUCAUACAAACUGACUAGAUAUGUGUACCGGUACUAAUUUGAUUUAGCUGCUCAUACAAACUGACUAGAUAUGUGUACCGGUACUAAUUUGAUUUUAGCUGGUCAUACAAACUGCAAUGAAUUAUUCAGAAUAUUUUUGUUCGUGUGCUAACAGUGACAUUAUAAUAACGAGUCUCACCCACAUGUAUCUAGACUGAUAAAAAUAAUACAUGAAUGUUUGGCUUUGUCAGUUACUCAAGUAAGACAAGUUAAUGAGCAUCGCCAUUCCAUUACGUCACUGUCAAAUAACAGUAUACUUGUUGCAUGUUCUAAUUUAAGCUGUACUAGUUGAUCCUUUCUUUUGCAUCAAUUUUAAAAAAAAGCGCCUUAAAAUCUUAUAGUUUCUUACAUACAUGUUCACAACAAGUGCUAAGCAUGUGAUUUGUGUUUUAUGUUGAAUAUUAAUGAUGACCUUUCAAAGUAAAUUAUAUUUUCCUUGACUAAUUUUUAUUGUUGUCAGAUCCUUAAUAUGUUUAUUUGAGAUCAGUUUCAAGCUGUUAUUUAUGUCUUAUUUAAUGAUCAAAUGGCUGAAAACCUACUGGUCCAAUGCCACCUAACGUAGAAUUAAAUUUGUAUUGCCUUGAAUUUUAGUUGUAUGUAUUUCAUAGAAAAUUUUAAUUUUAAUAUACUUUCACUGUUUAUUGUCAAUACAGAUCAGUAUUGUAUGAUAUGCAUCUUGAUUGGAAGUCAGUUUUUACAUUUGUAUGUACAUUCAUUAUAUUGUACAUAAUCGCUAUAUUUGAUUGCUAUUAUUGCCAUGGUAAAUACCUGCAUGAUUGAAAGAGUUGUCAGGAUCGAAGGUUACAUUAUAAUGUGUAUUUAAAGACUAUGAAUGGUUGGUGAUUAUGAAGUAGAAUAUGUCUGAUAUGAAAAUGGCCUCCUUAUUACAUGUAUAUUGAAAUAUGUUUUUGUGACUUAGUUAACAUUUGGUGUUGUUGCUUUUUAAUGAUUUGCAAAUAUUGAUAAUGAUGAAAUAAUUGAAUGUUGAUGAAAAUGAUGGAUGGGAAAUCUGUCAUUUAGUUUGUUGCCUAUUUUGAGGGGAUUAAAGCGAAAAGUUUGUAAGUGACAUUCAAUACAGAAGCAAAUAGAAGGUUUUUGCUUUAUCAUCCCUUGAUUUGUAUGCUUUUAUAUUAUUCAUGUAAAUAAUUAUGUUUAUUACUAUGUAACAACUUAUGAAGAAUAGUGGGGUUGGUGUUGACCCUGGGCUGUACUCACAAACUGUUGGCUGAAUACAUCAAUUUUGUAACUACCCAUGUUAAAAAGUAGGAGUUACUUGUUAUGGCGAUGAACUGUAGGUGGAAUAAACUUUAAAUCUCAUUUUAGUGUAUUUGAAUAGUAAGCUAGAAUUAUGAUUUUUUGCAUAGUCUGCCCCAAAAAACUGUGAAUGGGAACUAAUAGUAUGCUUGUUAAUAGAGAAACAAAUGCAAGUCUGCAGUACUUAUGUGAUAAUGUUAUCUUAAAAUUAUCUUAAUUUGCUGCUUUGGACAUAUAUGAUUUGUGUUUGUGACAAACAUAUGAACUUGGGCAUGGCGGACUGUAAUAUGUAUUUUGUGGGUUUGAUUUUUUUUGUAUUAAAUGAAGGCUGGCAGUGGAAAGGUUUUAUAUAAUGUUAAAUAAAGAUGCAUGUAAAUCUUUCUGCUUUGAACCUUCGUUAUGUAUAUACAAGUAUGUAUGUCUGUAUGAAGGACUAUGUACAUUUUGUAUAAGUGUUGAAUAAUCAGACUAAUUUCAUAACCAGUAUUCAAAAUCUAUCUUCUAAUCCGAAAUAAUAGAAAGGGAAUUUUCAUACUAAAUAUUGAUAGUGUCAUUAACAUUUAUUUCAACAAGCAUAUCCUUAUAAAUUUCAAAAUUAACUUAACAUAUUGAAAGACGAAGAAUAAAUUUAAAAUAUGGAUCAUUUUUUGUACAUUCAUUUCACCAGUUUUAAGAUACAUGGUGUUAUUAUCAAACACCAUAAAAAUCAUAAAAGUCCAUGAAAAGGAUUAUUUGAUUAUAUUUCAUCGUCAUGCCAACGCCAGUAUGUAUUGUUUAUAUAUACUGUUUGUGAGUACAGCCUAGUAUACCUGUAUUGUUAUAUAUGUUAAAUUGAUACAUUAUAGCUUUAUAUUAAGUAUAUUUAGUAUGUUUGUAUAAAAUUGUGUUAUGUAAGGAUUUUAAUACAUACAUGUUCAUUUAAUUAGGAUGUAACCUGAAUAUGUAUUUAGGAUGUUACCUGACAAUAUAUUCCGGAUAUUGCCUGAACAUGUGAAAUGGAUUCUACUGAUUAUAAAAUACAGCUUUUUGUAAUCAUGAUAACAAAUAAGCUGUCAUUAUUAAAAUUAAAAAUAACAUCACAGCCAAAUAAAAUUUACAUGUUUGCUUAUUCUAGAUAAAUAAAAUAUACAUAAACUUUGUAUAUAAUUUUUAUAUUAUUACAUGUCUUUUUCACCUUUAAUCCUACUCCCAGUUUUCACUCUUAAUGUGUUUUGUAUAAUUGGAAUAAACUUAAAAAUAAAUUUAUUGGUAUAAGAGUAACGUCUUAAUAGCUUAAUGUCAUGAUCUUUCAUAAAAUUUUAUUCUUUUCAUUUUUUUUUUAAUAUUGUACAUUUACUUGCUAACUUGAUUAAUGGCCAUGAUGAAUAUACAUGUUAUAUUCCCUGGUAUCGAUGAUUAAAUGUUUACUUCUUAAAGACUAAACAGUCCAAAGACAAAUAUUAAAUGUAACUCAUUAUGUUAAUUAAUUACUGAGAAUAAUUUUCACUAGUUUGACAAUAAUGUUAUUUAAAUCCAUUUAUAUUUUUUUCAAGUAGUUUGCUGUUUAAAUAUUGUCGUCUGUAAUUUAAAUCCUAAUCAUUAUGGUAAUGAUUACCAAAGUCUGUCCUGGAGUGUGGCAUAAUGAUUGUGGCUAAAAUGGCAAAUUUCAUAAUAUCAGGAUAUUCCAUAAAUUUGUUUUGUGAUAUUUAGUUUCUGUACUUCAAUAUAGGUCUUGGCUUAUUUAUGUCAGGAAAAUUUCACCUUCAGACAAUUUUUCAGCAAUGUUUAAAAAAUUUAUUUUCGAUUUCUGUGAAUUAUUAUUUUGGAUCACCUUUAUUUUAAUCUAAGCCCUACAUUUUGAACAUAGUGGUAGUCUUAAAACUUCAAACUUUGUUACAAAGCAUUUUUUUUAUUUUUUGAACAUGAUUUAUAUAUGCAAGAUGUUAAGAUAAUUCUUUGAAAUGAUGACUUAAAUAUUUUUUGAAUACACGCUCACUCUGCCCAUUCUUAAUCAUUAAGAAUUUACUUCAUGUUAUCUAACUCUUAAUUCUAAUAUUGAUUAUUCAUCUCUGCUCAACCAAUACCAAGAUCUGUUUGGUAAGAAUAUGGUUUGAUUCUCAGAAAAUAUGUAGUAGUUGAUUUUUUAAAUGAUUCUUUUCGGCCAUAUACAUGUAGAUAAAGAUUUU